GCCGUCGCGCGCCAGUGAGUAGCUUUGAUAAUCCAGCAUCAAUGCAGCCAAGCAGGAGGCGCAAAAUAGAAUGGGACAGCUCCUCUGUUAGCUCACCCACCAAGUAUUUGAAGCUCACCAAAGAAGGACCACCUCAUCCUUCCUCUAACAGCAGCUUGGCCAGCAGCAAGACAGCUGUGUUCAGAAAGACUCAGAUCUUGUAUUCUCCAGAACCUUCUUAUAAAGAGUUCUCAAGAACUUCAUUCGCUGUGGGAGAUUCUUCCUCUGAUGACUUUGAGACAGAUGACAAAAUUGACAAUGUGACUAAGGAGAGCCUGAGUUGUUCCUUUUCCAGAGAAGUGCAUCUUGUAAAACAUCCUGCUUGUGAAAUGUCCAAGAAAACUAAUUCCUGUCAGGAAUCUUUGAAACAUGAGGUUAAACAAGAUGCUUGCAGUGAUGAAGGCCGAAACAAUGCUCACAACACUGCAAGCAAAGAUGCAUCAAAGGAUGCAAGGACUGAAUAUGGCCGGAAGAGAAUGGAGAACCGGGGAGCUGCACUAAUAUACCAAAGAGCUCUGCUAGGUGCGUUAGGGAAAGCACUAACAACCAAACGAGAUGUAGCUUCUCCAAAUGGAAUUCAAGUGAACAGUCUUCGUCACAGAAAAGAAGCUUUUGGACCAGGGGACAACUUGAGAUGUCACUCUGCACAUGGAGAAGAUCCCAGUUGUAGGAAAACGACACAAAAAGAACAAAAAGAUCCCAGUUGUAAGAAACCUACACAAAAGGAACAAAUUAAUAUCUGUAUCCAGCAGGAUAAAAAGGACUCUGAGUCAGAUGGUAGCUCAAGGCAUGUGUCUGUAGUUUCAAGAUCAGAAAAAGAAACAGAAUUUAAACUGGAACCCAGUUUUCAGAAAGCUAGUGUAAGAGAAGAAAAGGAUAGUUCUAACCGCAGUGGAAAAGAGGAUGCCAGACCAGGAUUCAGCUCAAGGCAUGCCCCAAGAACGUUGAGACUUGAAGAGGAACCAGAACUUACACAAGAACUGAAAAGCCAGAACAUUGCAGCAAAAGAGGACAUCAGUACCUCUGUUGGACAAAAUAGAAAAAAACUUCGUAGAUUCAGCAGCAGUUCUAAAGAUGUGGCUCACUUUUCAAGACUUGAAGGAGAGCAAAAACAUAAGCAAGCAUCAAACAAACAAAGUAAAAUUGAUGGAGAAACUGAUUGCACCAGGCUGAGUAAAAAAGAAUCUUGUAGACCUGAAAACAACUCAAGACGUGUCUCUGAAGGUUCAAGACAUGGAGGCAAAGAAAUGUUCAAGCCUGAGAGCAGUAGUCAGAAAGCUACUGCUGAAGAAUCUAAUGUUUGCACAAAGCAGAAAAAUGUGACAACAGAACAGUGUACUUCCCCCAGUUCCAUUGACACACACAGUAAAACUAAAAGCCAGUUUGAGAAUUUCCAGAGGACAGUUCUUGUUGAACCUUCUUCAAAACUUGCGUUUGUGGAUGAACGUGAUUCUGAAGUAAACCUAAAGUGUACAAAGCAAGGAAAAGAGUCUUUAGAUGGAAGUGACUGGUCUGAUAUGGAGGAUGCAGAACCGACGGUCACCUUCUCACAAGUGGACUCAAUCCAAAACCACAGUCCUUCUGAAGCAAAGGACACUUCAUCUCUGGCAACAGAGGUAGUCAUGUAUCCUCCUCACCUGUACAGUCACAAGAUGAGUGACUAUGCCAAAUAUUGGACAAAGACCCCUGAGCCAGCACCUUGCAGACCUUUUUCAAGCCCCUGUGAGGAUACUUCAUUUGGUAGUUCAUAUUCCAGUCAGAUCUGUGACAUUUCUUUAGAUACCUCGACUCCUAUUUCAUCAAAGACCUCAAAGGAUAAAGAAUCUUCGUUGGAAGAUGUGUGUGGUAAGCCACGUUCGCUCAGCUCUUCACUGGUCUGUGAGAAGAAACAUAGACGGCGAAGUGUGGAAAUGGAAUCGUACGUUCCUAUUUUCUCCACACCCAGUAAAUCAGACUCAUUUGCUACUAACCGUGAAAGGCAGGAUUUGCCUGAUCACCUGCCCAGAUAUUUAGAAGAAGGAUUUAUUGACACCCACUGCCACCUGGACAUGUUGUAUUCAAAAAUGGCUUUUAGGGGCACCUUUUCUAAAUUUAGAAAGACUUACGAUAGCACCUUUCCUGAAGAAUUUGAAGGCUGCAUAGCUGACUUUUGUGAUCCUCGUACCUUGAAUAACUUCUUAUGGGAAGAUUUAUUAAAGGAAGACAUGGUUUGGGGGGCAUUUGGCUGUCAUCCACACUUUGCACGCUAUUACUCAGAUCUUCAUGAAAGAAAUCUCUUGCAGGCAAUGAGGCACCCCAAAGCUAUUGCCUUUGGAGAAAUUGGACUGGAUUACUCUUACAAAUGUAGUACUGAAGUCCCAACACAACAUAAGGUAUUUGAAAGGCAGCUGGAUUUAGCUGUAUCCUUAAGGAAGCCAUUGGUAAUUCAUUGCAGAGAUGCUGAUGAUGAUCUGCUGCACAUCAUGAAGAAAUGUGUACCGAAAGACUACAAAAUACACAGGCAUUGCUUUACUGGUAGAUACAAUGUUAUAGAACCAUUGCUGGACUAUUUCCCAAACCUGACCGUUGGAUUCACUGCAUUGCUGACCUAUCCAUCGGCAAAUGAGGCUAGAGAAACUGUUAAAAAAAUACCUAUAAGCAGAAUAGUAGUAGAAACAGAUGCGCCUUAUUUCCUUCCCAGGCAGGUUCCGAAAAGCGUGUGUCAGUAUUCACACCCAGGAGUUGCUCUGCACACAGUGAGAGAACUUGCCCGCCUCAAGGAAGUGCCAUUAUCCAUUAUGUUGGCUAUUCUAAAACGAAACACACAAAAAAUAUACGACUUAUAG
Euleptes europaea (tarantolino) is the source of this 2864-nucleotide messenger RNA. It is a transcript of the gene TATDN2, whose product is annotated as TatD DNase domain containing 2. The record is from RefSeq and is a predicted model, not a curated record. The coding region runs from base 42 to 2864 and encodes 940 amino acids. The transcript has 7 exons. NCBI's taxonomy places the organism in Eukaryota, Metazoa, Chordata, Lepidosauria, Squamata, Sphaerodactylidae. Gene Ontology annotation, molecular function: hydrolase activity, acting on ester bonds.